This is a messenger RNA of Abrus precatorius (Indian licorice), 1344 nucleotides long. Its product is annotated as endoglucanase 24-like. The transcript is spliced from 4 exons. The coding region runs from base 16 to 1344 and encodes 442 amino acids. Gene Ontology annotation, biological process: carbohydrate metabolic process. NCBI's taxonomy places the organism in Eukaryota, Viridiplantae, Streptophyta, Magnoliopsida, Fabales, Fabaceae. Gene Ontology annotation, molecular function: hydrolase activity, hydrolyzing O-glycosyl compounds. The record is from RefSeq and is a predicted model, not a curated record.
CCAGGGGAUCAGAGAAUGAGUUGGAGAGCGAAUUCGGGUUUGGGUGAUGGGUGGAACUACAACACGGAUCUCACCGGCGGCUACUACGACGCCGGCGACAACGUUAAAUUCGGGUUUCCCAUGGCAUUCACGACGACAAUGCUGGCGUGGAGCGUGCUGGAAUUCGGGGACUUGAUGCCCCCUAACGAGCUUAGGAACGCACUCCUCGCAGUUCGUUGGGCUACUGAUUAUUUGCUCAAAACUGUUUCUCAGCCCAAUCGCAUUUUCGUUCAGGUGGGUGAUCCAAGUUCAGACCACGAUUGUUGGGAGAGGCCAGAGGACAUGGAUACAGCCAGGACUACGUAUGCUGUUGAUGCACCAAACGCCGCUUCCGAUGUCGCCGGUGAAACAGCCGCCGCACUAGCAGCCUCAUCCAUGGCAUUCCGGUCAUCGGACCCUGGUUAUUCAGAGACAUUGCUUCGAAAUGCAAUCACUGCUUUUCAAUUUGCAGAUAACUAUAGGGGUGCUUACAGUGACAAUAAUAAUGUCAAGUACGGUGCCUGCCCAUAUUAUUGUGACUUCGAUGGCUACCAGGAUGAGUUGUUAUGGGGAGCCGCAUGGCUAAGGAGGGCUACACAGGACGUCAAUUUCUUAAACUACAUUCAAAGCAAUGGCAAAACGCUUGGUGCUGACGACAACAUAAAUGAAUUUGGUUGGGACAACAAGCAUGCUGGCCUUAACGUACUUGUCUCCAAGGAAGUUAUAGAAGAAAACAUGUACUCUCUAGAGUCCUACAAGUCCUCAGCAGAGAGCUUCAUUUGCACACUCAUACCUGAAACACCAAGCUCACACAUAGAGUACACCCCUGGUGGACUAGUGUACAGACCCGGAGGUAGCAACUUGCAACAUGCAACUUCAAUCGCUUUCCUUGAGUUGGUUUAUGCCAAUUACCUAACACGCACGUCGCAAACCAUCAAUUGCGGAAACGUCUAUGUUAGUGCACAAACACUUCGCCAACAUGCUAAGAGGCAAGUUGAUUACAUUUUGGGUGAUAACCCAAUGGGUUUAUCCUACAUGGUUGGCUAUAGCAACUACUAUCCGCAGCGUAUUCAUCACCGUGGCUCUUCUUUACCCUCGAUCAAGGAUCAUCCCCAGUUCAUCGCAUGCAAAGAAGGGUCAAUCAACUACAACUCAACGAAUCCCAAUCCUAAUGUGCUUUUGGGAGCCAUUGUUGGAGGACCUGAUGAAAAUGAUGUUUAUGUGGAUGAUCGAGUUGAUUUUAGGAAAUCUGAGCCAACCACAUACAUUAACGCACCGUUUGUAGGGGUUUUAGCAUAUUUUGCUGCUAAUCCCUACUUUAAUUAA